Molecule: messenger RNA, 2861 nt
Organism: Mastomys coucha (southern multimammate mouse)
Lineage: Eukaryota; Metazoa; Chordata; Mammalia; Rodentia; Muridae
Gene: Pde4c
Product: phosphodiesterase 4C
Exons: 16
Coding region: 1-2073 (690 amino acids)
Biological process (GO): signal transduction
Cellular component (GO): cytosol; nucleus; perinuclear region of cytoplasm
Molecular function (GO): 3',5'-cyclic-AMP phosphodiesterase activity
Source: RefSeq, a predicted model, not a curated record
AUGAGGCGGAGCGGCACGGCCCUGUCCUUCCUGUUGACUGAGCGAGUCCGGGAGCCAGUGGAUUCUGGAGUGGCCCCUGUCAGCCCCCUAGGUGGGGGUGUGAUCCUGAGACGGUUCUCAGGGACCCUGCUGUUGCCUCCACUGUCCAGCCGCCUGGGGUCCUCUGGGGAGGUGGAGUCUGCUGCCCACGUGGUUUUCACCAUCGGAACUCAAGGGACAGAGAGAAGCCAUGGCUCAGCUCGGAGCAGCUUUGACCUGGAGAAUGGGCUCCCGAGCGGCAAGGGCCCCCUGGACGCUCAGUCCGGGCCGAGUCUCGGCCGCGCCCUCCAGCCCCCUGUCCAUCAUGGCCAGCGGCGCGAGUCCUUCCUGUACCGCUCGGACAGCGACCAUGAGCCUUCACCCAAGGCUGUGUCCCGGACUUCCUCGGCGGCCAGCGACCUACAUGGAGAAGACAUGAUUGUCACGCCCUUCGCCCAGGUCCUGGCCAGUCUCAGGACGGUCCGUAGCAACGUGGCUGCCCUUGCACAUGGCCCGGGCAGUGCCACCAGGCAGGCGCUCCUGGGGACCCCUCCGCACAGCAGCCAACAGACCACCCCAGCAGAGGACUCUGGGAUGCAGCUGCUGCAGGAGACACUGGAGGAGCUGGACUGGUGCCUGGAGCAGCUGGAGACACUGCAGACUCGUCGCUCGGUGGGCGAGAUGGCCUCCAACAAGUUCAAGCGCAUGCUCAACCGCGAGUUGACCCACCUGUCGGAAACCAGCCGCUCAGGGAACCAGGUGUCAGAGUACAUCUCGCAGACUUUCCUGGACCAGCAGGCUGAGGUGGAGCUGCCUAAGCCACCCCUGGAAGACGACCCACGUCCCAUGGCCCAGAUCACUGGGCUGCGUAGGUCUUCCCACACCAGCCUUCCCACAGCUGCCAUCCCACGCUUUGGGGUCCAGACAGACCAGGAGGAAGAGCUGGCUAAGGAGCUUGAAGACACCAACAAAUGGGGACUUGAUGUGUUCAAAGUGGCUGAGCUGAGUGGGAACCGGCCUCUCACAGCCAUCAUAUUCAGCGUCUUCCAGGAACGGGACCUGCUCAAGACGUUCCAGAUCCCAGCGGACACGCUGCUGACGUACCUGCUGACACUAGAGGGACACUACCACUCCGACGUGGCGUACCACAACAGCAUGCAUGCUGCCGACGUGGUGCAGUCCGCGCACGUGCUGCUGGGGACCCCAGCCCUGGAGGCCGUGUUCACAGACCUGGAAAUCUUGGCAGCUAUCUUUGCAUGUGCUAUACACGAUGUAGACCACCCGGGUGUCUCCAACCAGUUUCUCAUCAACACCAACUCGGAGCUGGCACUGAUGUACAAUGACUCAUCGGUGCUGGAGAACCAUCACCUCGCCGUAGGCUUCAAGCUCCUGCAGGGGGAAAACUGCGACAUCUUCCGGAACCUCAGCACCAAGCAGAGACUGAGUCUGCGCAGGAUGGUCAUAGACAUGGUGCUGGCCACAGACAUGUCUAAGCACAUGAGCCUUCUGGCCGACCUCAAGACCAUGGUGGAGACGAAGAAGGUGACAAGCCUUGGUGUCCUGCUCUUGGAUAACUACUCUGACCGCAUCCAGGUCCUCCAGAGCCUGGUGCACUGCGCCGACCUCAGCAACCCCGCCAAGCCGCUACCUCUCUACCGCCAGUGGACGGAGCGCAUCAUGGCCGAGUUCUUCCAGCAGGGUGACCGGGAGCGUGAGUCGGGCCUGGACAUCAGCCCCAUGUGCGACAAGCACACAGCCUCGGUGGAGAAAUCCCAGGUGGGAUUCAUUGACUACAUCGCUCACCCAUUGUGGGAAACAUGGGCUGACCUUGUGCACCCUGAUGCUCAGGAACUGCUCGAUUCCUUGGAAGACAACAGAGAGUGGUAUCAGAGUAGGAUCCCCUGCAGCCCUCCACAUACCAUUGGCCUGGACAGGUUCAAGUUUGAGCUGACCCUGGAGGAGGCAGAGGAAGAGGACGACAAGGAGGAGGAUGAGGAGGAUGAACAGCAGUGCACAGCACGGAACAGGGAGAGCUCAGACUCACCCAGCACUUAACUCUCGUCCUCCAAGGCCAGCCCAGAGCCCAGGGUCUGCUUUGUCCAACAAGAGUUGGGCUAGCCUAGUGCGGACCAUGGAGUCAUGGUCAGGCCAUUUGGCCACCUAUGGGCGCUGAUGACUUUUCUUUCCACUGGUCAAAAGGGCAGCCAAGAUUUGCAUAUAGUCAAGCCUUGAGGUCCACUCAAAAGCCCGAGGCUGGUGCCAGCUCUAACCACAGGCUUGGCUGGAAUGGCACCAGGGCCUGGGCAGUGCCACCUCAUACAUCUCAGAAGAUGGAUUCAGCUUCAGUCUGCAUGUAGGCUGCAGCACGUGCAGGACUCUGCUGUGGUUUCUAGUCGGUUUCUUUUUGGUGCUAAAGAUGGAACCCCAGAUUCCCCAUGGACUCUGUGAAUAUAGUGACCCCAGCCCCAACAUCACCUCUCGAUGUCCUGCCUUCACCAGUCCACCCACAAGCUUUAACUGAGUCCCUCGGGGGAAAUCCCUUUCAUAAAAUGCAGGCAGGGACCACCUCCCACCAAGGUCUGCUGUCUCCUGACAGCGUUGGCUCCCCAAGACUCUUCUUAGAUACUGGGAGGUCGAUGACCCUCCUAGAAGACCCCUGCAGGCCUCACUCAGUCUUCCCAAGAGCUGCUCAUACACUUCAGGAAACUGGUGGUGAAUCAAUGAGGAUCUCCAACAAGAUCAGGAUUCUCAAACCAGUGUGCCAGCUUGCCUCUGUUCACCACAGGCAUUCUCCAGACUCUGGAGGUGGAGACAGCUGGUCCAGGCUGUGAAGCUGGACUAGA